This is a messenger RNA of Ctenocephalides felis (cat flea), 1932 nucleotides long. Its product is annotated as extracellular signal-regulated kinase 2-like. Gene Ontology annotation, biological process: intracellular signal transduction; protein phosphorylation. The record is from RefSeq and is a predicted model, not a curated record. The coding region runs from base 1 to 1932 and encodes 643 amino acids. The transcript is spliced from 10 exons. Gene Ontology annotation, molecular function: ATP binding; MAP kinase activity. NCBI's taxonomy places the organism in Eukaryota, Metazoa, Arthropoda, Insecta, Siphonaptera, Pulicidae. Gene Ontology annotation, cellular component: nucleus; cytoplasm.
AUGUCCAAGAACCAUGACAAGAAGAAAGCAGUGGAAAUUGAUGAUCACAUCGCGAAAAGAUUUGAUAUUAGGAAGAGGAUUGGAAAAGGUGCUUAUGGGAUUGUUUGGAAAGCGAUGGAUAGGAAAUCCAGGGAGGUGAUAGCUCUGAAGAAAAUUUACGAUGCCUUUCGAAACCCCACGGACGCCCAAAGAACUUUUAGGGAAAUCAUGUUCCUGCAAGCAUUUAAAGAUCACCCUAAUAUCGUGAGAUUGUACAGUAUACACAGAGCAAUCAAUAACCAGGACAUAUACCUUGGCUUCGAAUACAUGGAAACGGAUCUUCACAAUGUCAUCAAAAGGGGAAACAUUCUCAAAGACAUCCACAAAAGAUACAUCAUGUACCAAAUGUUGAGCGCUACUCGAUAUAUCCAUUCAGGCAACGUAAUACACAGGGAUCAAAAACCUUCCAACGUUUUAUUGGACAGCUCGUGCAGAGCCAAAAUAGCUGAUUUCGGGUUGGCCCGAAGUGUAAAUCACAAAGACAAUAUGGAUGGAGAAAUGGAAGUGGACCCAACUCUCACAAAUUAUGUUGCCACAAGAUGGUAUCGGGCUCCAGAAAUUCUAACCGCUAGCAAAAAAUAUACCAAAUGUGUUGACAUGUGGAGCUUAGGAUGCAUUUUAGGCGAAAUGUUACGUGGAAAACCACUUUUCCAAGGAAACAGCACCAUCAACCAAGUGGAAAAAAUUAUGGCAGCUUUACCAACACCUAGUCAAGAAGAUAUAAUAAGCGUUUGUUCUGGUUAUGGAAGCGCCCUGGUGUCAACUCAGCCUACACCAGACAGAUCUUUACAUUCUCUUAUGGAAGGUUACCCAGAAGAUGCCAGAGAUUUAGUAGAAUCAUUAAUUGUCCUUAAUCCGAAUCAUCGACUAACUGCUUCGGAGGCUUUGGAGCACGAAUACGUAAGGAGAUUCUACAGAAAAUCAGGAGAAAUGAUUAUGCCUUACAACGUAGUACCGCCACUAAGAGAUGAUGUCCAACUUUCAGUGGAUGACUACCGAAACAAAUUAUAUGAAUACAUAAAUACUGGUGGUGGACAUUUAUCUACAACCCCAAAAAUAUCAAUUAGAAAUCAGAGAUUGACAAUAUCUAACCAAAGAAUGAUACCAACCGCGCCCCAACAACCACCUCCUCCAACCAGACAAAGGUCUUUAAUUUUGAGGCCGAGAAGAGAGCAGGCUGAGUAUCAAACUACGCUUCACAGACCACAAACAGUUGUCAAGAGAAGUAAUACAUCGAUGAUUGAUGAUAACUCCAUGCACAUGACUCAAGGAAGACUAACCAGCAGCCAAACUCAACAAAGGCAACCUACUGCCAAAUCUGCAGCGACUACCACAUAUGAAAGAAAUCAUAAGCAGGGAAUAACUCCUAUUAGAAAGUCCAUGUCGAGCAAAUCGAGCAAUGUUGUUCAUUCUGAGCCGAAAAUUUAUUGCAAACGACGAGUUGACUACACAGAAGGAGCAAAUAUGACACCAGCAGCAGGAGAUAUUGGAAGAAUGCAGCAUGGAUUCAGUCAACUGAACUUGGCUACACCCAUAUCAUAUCCGCGAUCACAAACUAGAUCGAGCGAUUCGAACAUGCGAUCGAAACUAGAAGUGAUUUAUAACCAUGGCGAUCACAAUGAAACCAAACUAAAAGAACGCAUCCGACGACAUUCAACUAACGAUAGACACACAAAAGCUGAGGCAAACCAUUACAUCAGGACAUCAGUUUCAAGAAACUGUGCUUCUAAUCAUAAUCUAGAACCAGCUUCACGUUAUAGCAUCAGACAGAAGAAAUAUUCCAGUGUAUCAGCAGAUGAAGGUCAGCAGUAUUAUCAGUACAAAGAUUAUGGAGUGAUAACGGAGAGCGCCCUGCACGAGUUAACCAGGAAUUUACGGUCGGGUGUGCGAUAA